This is a messenger RNA of Daphnia carinata, 2054 nucleotides long. RefSeq names its product mucin-2-like. The record is from RefSeq and is a predicted model, not a curated record. The transcript has 9 exons. Gene Ontology annotation, molecular function: serine-type endopeptidase activity. Gene Ontology annotation, biological process: proteolysis. Bases 240 to 1811 code for a protein of 523 amino acids. NCBI's taxonomy places the organism in Eukaryota, Metazoa, Arthropoda, Branchiopoda, Diplostraca, Daphniidae.
GUAAGGUUGAAGAAAAACUUACUGCCAACGAAUGUUAGACCAAUGGAUGGCCUACGUUAUGCUGGAAACCACACCUCCAGUAUUGCGCAAGACACAUCCGUACUGCUGAGCGUAGAUCCAACUGCGCUCGACUCCAUAAUAAAACCGGAGCAUUUUUUCAACGUGGUCAUUACUUUGGUGCCAUCCCUUGCUACCUUAUUGCCAUUUUCACUCGGGUCCUCGUUCAUCCGUCUAUCACUAUGCGUCUCACCUGUGGGGCGAUUGGCCUAUUUUGCCUUGUUGGACUUGUGCGAUCACUUCCAUUUAACGAAGUUACUGUUCCCGAAAAAAUCGCGAAUAGCGUACAGGCAACGGCUAGCGAAUUUCCUUACACGACUGUUUUGCACUUGAACGGUUCACUGUGUGGCGGUUCCCUGAUUGGCCCCUCUCACGUCUUGACAGCAGCCCGUUGCUUAUACGACCAUACUCUCUCGGAAGUGAGUUCCUUCAACGUUUUCGUGAAUACAUUGUCAGUUGGCGGCGGUGGAAAUGGUGCCGUCAAUAAAGGAGUGAAGAAUUUUAUCAUUCAUCCCAACUACAAUCCCAACACCCAGGAUAAUGACGUCGCUCUGGUGGUCUUAAACUCACCCAUUACAAAAAUCGCGCCUGUCAUUCUUCCGUCAGACACUAGAGCUUCAAAUAUAAGGGCCGUAACAACCCAAACACCAACAACGAAACCAACAACUAAACCCACAACUAAACCCACAACUAAACCCACAACUAAACCCACAACUAAACCAACAACAAAACCAACAACAAAACCAACAACAAAACCAACAACAAAACCAACAACAAAACCCACAACAAAACCCACAACAAAACCCACAACGAAACCAACAACGAAACCCACAACGAAACCCACAACGAAACCCACAACGAAACCCACAACGAAACCCACAACGAAACCCACAACGAAACCCACAACGAAACCCACAACGAAACCCACAACGAAACCCACAACGAAACCCACAACGAAACCUACAACGAAACCUACAACGAAACCAACGACAAAACCAACGACGACCUCGACAACAACGACAACAGAAGCAACAACGACAGAAGAGAGUUCAACAACGACAGAAGAGAGUUCAACAACGACAGAAGAGAGUUCAACAACGACAGAAGAGAGUUCAACAACGACAGAAGAGAGUUCAACAACGACAGAAGAGAGUACAACAACCACAGAAGAGAGUACAACAACCACAGAAGAGGGUUCAACAACCACAGAAGAGAGUUCAACAACGACGCUAGAAAGCUCAACAACGACCAUGGAAAGUUCGCCAACAACAACAACGACUUUGGAGAGUUCAACAACGACCUUGGAAAGUACAACAACUACAACCACGAAAAAUCCGCUAUGCACAGCCGACCCAGGAAUGGCCGACGCGCUUAUACCACUCAGCGAUUUCUACCAAAGCAGAGCUUUCAGUCCUUACUCCGAUAGUCCCGCUAUUGUUACAGGAUGGGGAACAGUAUCUUCAGGUGGCAACAUUUCUCACGUGUUGCCGAAAGUGCCCGUCACCAUUCUUGACAAUAGCGUCUGCACUAACCAAUAUGGUGUUCGCUUUAUUGAGGCUAACAUGUUGUGUGCUGCCGCUCCGAGCAGUGUCACUUGCCAGGGUAACAAAGGUGGCCCACUCGUCGUUGCUGGAGUACAAGUAGGUAUCACCAGCUGGGACAAUGGUUGUGCUAAACCUAAUUAUGCUGGUGUAUAUACCAGAGUCACCACUUAUCUUAGCUGGAUCAAGGCCACACAGGCGAGUAACCCCUAAGUUGGAAUAUUAAGACAAUUUUGCUCGUCCUUUACUUGUAGACAUUCUUCAUAUCUUCUCUGUUGUUUUGUGUUUGUUUUAUUUUCCAAUUGGCGGUAGAGUGUGAUGCUAAUGUUGGUUUGAAUCUCAAACCAAUAUUGUCUUUUGAUAAAAUUAGGCUCGCAUCAUCUGCUGCAGCAGUUAUGAGUUGCAUUUAUAAAGAGCAUAAUAAAAUUCUUCUUGAGCAAUGAAGGGCCAUGCAAA